Messenger RNA from Corvus hawaiiensis (hawaiian crow), 4170 nucleotides. It is a transcript of the gene SMPD4, whose product is annotated as sphingomyelin phosphodiesterase 4. Gene Ontology annotation, biological process: glycerophospholipid catabolic process; sphingomyelin catabolic process; ceramide biosynthetic process. Lineage: Eukaryota; Metazoa; Chordata; Aves; Passeriformes; Corvidae. The transcript has 20 exons. Gene Ontology annotation, molecular function: sphingomyelin phosphodiesterase D activity. The record is from RefSeq and is a predicted model, not a curated record. The coding region runs from base 81 to 2420 and encodes 779 amino acids.
CGCAGAAGGGCCGCGCGGGCGCGGGAGCGCGGGGCCGGGGCUGCUGCGGGCCGGGGCUGCUGCGGGCCGGGACAGGCGGCAUGGCCGGGCCGCACCUGCAGCAGCCCAGCUUCCUGCUGGCCACGCUGAAGGCGGACUGUGUCAACAAACCGUUUGCGCAGAGGUGCCACGAUCUGGAGACGGUCAUCGAGGAGCUCCCUGCCAAGGAACUACAUGGCAUCUUCCCAUGGCUGGUGGAGAGCAUUUUUGGCAGCCUGGAUGGCAUCAUCAUAGGCUGGAAUCUUCGCUGUUUGCAAGGAAAAACAAAUCCUAAUGAAUAUUCUGUGGCUUUGGAUUUCCUGGAUCCCAGUGGCCCGAUGAUGAAGCUGGUUUACAAACUCCAGGCAGAAGAGUACAGAUAUGAUUUCCCAGUCUCAUAUCUUCCAGGCCCUGUGAAGGCUUCAAUACAAGAGCAAGUUCUACCAGAAUGCUCUUUAUACCACAACAAAGUCCAGUUUCCUUCAUCUGGUGGUUUAGGUUUGAAUUUGGCUCUUAAUCCAUUUGAAUAUUACAUGUUUUACUUUGCAAUUAGUUUGAUUACACAGAAGAACUCACCUGUCACCCAUCAUGUCAGCCCUUCCAACAGUGCUUAUUUCGUCCUGGUGGACACAUACCUGAAGUGUUUCCUGCCCACAGAAGGAAGUGUCCUUCCCCCACCUUCUUCAAAUCCUGGGGGAGCCAUCCCUUCCCCAACUCCCAGGUCUCCAGCAGUGCCUUUCUCCUCCUAUGGCAUGCAUCACACCAGCCUGCUGAAACGGCACAUUGCCCACCAGCCCUCUGUGAAUGCUGACCCAGCUUCCCAGGAGAUCUGGAGAUCAGAAACACUGCUUCAGAUCUUUGUUGAAAUGUGGCUUCAUCAUUAUUCUCUGGAAAUGUAUCAGAAAAUGCAGUCCCCUCACGUCAAGCUGGAGGUUCUCCACUACCGACUCAGUAUCUCCAGUAAACACCACGGUAGUCCUGCCCAAUCCAGCUACCAGGCCCUCCACGCAUACCAAGAGUCAUUCAAGCCCACUGAAGAGCACGUGCUAGUGGUAAGACUGCUUGUGAAACAUCUGCAUGCUUUCAGCAACAGCCUGAAACCAGAGCCUCUCUCCCCUUCAGCCCACUCCCACACAGCCAGCCCACUGGAGGAGUUUAAAAGGGUUGUGAUUCCUCGGUUUGUCCAGGAGAAGCUUUAUAUCUUUCUGCAACACUGUUUUGGCCACUGGCCUCUGGAUGCCUCUUUCAGAGCAGUUCUUGAGAUGUGGUUAAGUUACUUGCAGCCUUGGAGGUAUGCACCCGAAAAGCCACCACAAAGCACAGAGCCUUUGCCUCGCAGCGUCUCAGAGAAAUGGGCUACCUUCAUUCAAGAAAACCUACUCAUGUAUACCAAGCUGUUUGUGGGAUUUCUGAACAGAGCUCUUCGAACAGACUUGGUCAGUCCAAAAAAUGCCCUCAUGGUGUUCCGAGUUGCUAAGGUCUUUGCUCAGCCCAAUCUAGCUGAAAUGAUCUUGAAAGGAGAACAGUUAUUCCUGGAGCCAGAACUUGUUAUUCCCCACCGUCAACACCGACUUUUUAUGAGCCCCACUCUUGGUGGGAGUUUUUUGUCAUCACGAUCUCCAGCUGUUACAGAUGCUUCAUUUAAGGUGAAGAGUCAUGUUUACAGCCUGGAAGGACAGGACUUCCAGUAUAAACAGAUGUUUGGCACAGAAGUCAGGAAUUUGGUGUUAAAACUGGCUCAGUUAAUUUGUCAGGCACAGCAGACAGCAAAGUCCAUAUCAGACCAUUCUGCAGAGACAAUGGCCAGCCCGUCCUUCUUCUCGUGGUUUAGAUUCACACCAUCUGACAUGAAUGGUUCCUACACAGGCAAUGACCUUGAUGAAAUUGGGCAGGACAGCAUCAAAAAAACAGAUGAAUAUUUAGAGAAGGCACUGGAAUAUUUGUGCCAGAUCUUUAAGCUGAGUGAAGCCCAGCUGACUCAGAUGAUGAUGAAGUGUGGGACAGCUCAAGAUGAGAAUGGAAAAAAACAGCUUCCAGACUGCAUUGCAAGUGAGAACGGCCUCAUUCUUACACCCCUGGGCAGGUACCAGAUCAUAAAUGGCUUACGUAGGUUUGAGGUGCAGUAUCAAGGGGAUACUGAGCUUCAGCCCAUCCGCAGCUAUGAAAAUGCCGCUCUUGUCCGCCUCCUGUUCCGCUUCUCCUCAGUGCUCAACGAAAGGUUUGCUGAUCAGAUGGAAGUGCUUUGCUCCAGGGAAGAUUUUGUUGGCAGACUUUGUCGCUACCAUCUUACCAACCCCCAGCUUGUACAGAAAAUCAGUUUCUACAAAAUCAUUUUUCCUCAAAUAAUGAGCACUGAAGACAGGCAGCAGGCCUGUGGUACGUACGUGAUGGGCUGCCCGUGAAUCGCCGUCAUCGCCGGCAUGAAUGUCCGGUACAGGGAAUGGUUGAAGACUGGUGAGCGAAUGUUGGCCAGAACAGCAUCCAAAAGUGGCUGACACAAGUACUGCUGUUUGGUAGGGGGCACUGGGGGAGGUGGUGGAGUAGGCUGAAACACAACAGAAGCCCCUUUUCUUUUAAUCAUCACCAAAGAUAGAAAUACCUACUAUUAAUUCUGGAAAAUUUUACAGCAGUAAACUUCCAAUGCAUGGAAUGCGAAUGAUUCUCAAAACUGUAUAUAGUAACAUUAAGGGAGGAAGUAAAGCAAAAAAACCCCAUAUGCAGUUUUGGUUUAGGAAGGCUGUCCUGAAAUCAGCCACAGUCCCUAGAAAAAACUAUUCAAGUCCUGGCACAAAGCACUAGAAACUGCAAGUUCAGUUGAAAGAUACAUACAGGUGACUUACAUGAAGCAAAUGCUUGCCCAUUUUUUCCUGUUUUCUUAUUUUGUCCAACCUUACUUGAAGGUUUAACAGCAUGAGUAAUAAAAACUGCAAAAAUAAUCCUGCCAAAUCUUAAAGACUUUUUGGAAUGAAUUGCUUAUCUUCGCUGGCACAAAGCAUUACAUACCACAGCCAUAUCAUUUUUCAGCUUCUCCAGAGCAAUUUCACAUUUCUGCAGCGUCUUCAGGGGGCACCUGCAGAAGAAGAGAAAUUGCAUCCACAUCACCCACAAAAUGGGCACCUCAGCUGAAGUGUUUCUGCUAUCUGAGCCCCACAGACAGCCUCAACGGCAACAGGGCUGGGUGCUAAACAACAGAGUUCUGGAACAGUUGGGAAAACUGACGGAAAACGUUACCGCUUUGAAGGGUCAGUCAGGAUAUCCAAGAGACUCUUCAUUUUACUCAGGUCCUUCUUCCUGUCUGAAAUAGUACGAGAAACACAAACACUGACUACAAGAAUAGCUUCCAUUCUUGCAGACAGAAAUAAAACAUACUGUCAAAAAAUGAAAACAUGAGGCAAUACUAAAGAAAGUUGUGAGGAUUAAAGACCUGUCAUCUAAUCCUAAGUAUAUCCAAAGCAUAAACUCUACAUGUUUCAAAAUCAUCAGAAGUAAAAGAAAAACUGAUGAGAAUUUAAAGAUAAGGAUUUUGCCCACUCUUCACACUAAAAUCUUUAGUUAGAAGCAAGAAAGCACAGCUCACUUUCUCUCACAUUUUUAAUCCCUGAAAAAGAAGUCACCAUAAAAGACAAAGUACUGCUUCUUUCAGCAGAUAAGAGAGCUUACACAGAGAAAUGCAUGGCCAAAUAUAGGAAACCUCACCUUCAUUUUUAUCUAUUUUAUUGAUCAUCCUCCGGAGUGGCUCAAUGUAUUUUGAUAGCUGCUUGAGUUUUUCCAGAUACUGCUGCUCCUCUGACUGACCAGAACUGGCUGGACUCAUGACAGAAUUUGGAUUUCCUAGCAAAAAGGAAGACUUCAUGUCACAGGGUGAAAAAAGAUACUGCAGAACAUUAUUCUCGCAUUUCAGAAUCUUGAUCUCAAAGUGUAGCUCAUGUCAAAUAUCCAAAACCACAACUGGAUGCCCUCCAUAGUUUUAAGUGCUUGCCCAAGCCUCUAGUGUUGUGUAGAAAUAACAUAUUCCAUGGGCAGAACAGCAAUUCCCACUUAAUCCGUACUUUUCUGAAAAGUUCCCAAGUUCCAUAAACCCAUUUUCUAGGUCUUUAUCUUGCCUUCACUCUGAUGCUUUAAACACUAAAUAAAUACAAUAAAUACACUGCA